AUGGUGGCAGCGCACAAACCUCAGCAAGCCCUUGUCACUGCUUCUCUAUUUGGGCCGGUUAUUGUGCCCAUUUUCACCUCGCCCCAUUCAAACGCAACCCCAACCCUCCAGUCAGGCCCGAACUCCGUCCUGCCCCCACAACCCGUCCCAAGCUCUGUCCAACACCUCCAAUCCGCCCCUUUCUCCUCGUCAACACAAACCAAUGGCCUAGGACCAGAAAAAUCCUUCCUCUCGGCUGCUCAACACACCAUCCCUACCGAGCCCUUCUCUUAUGGCUCUCUUUCCCUCUCCGAUAGCAUCCCGAAGGUUCUUUUCUCUUCCCCGGAAGUCUAA
Messenger RNA from Striga asiatica, 333 nucleotides. Lineage: Eukaryota; Viridiplantae; Streptophyta; Magnoliopsida; Lamiales; Orobanchaceae. The record is from the annotation of a GenBank genome assembly.